This is a messenger RNA of Centropristis striata (black sea bass), 417 nucleotides long. Its product is annotated as placenta-specific gene 8 protein-like. Bases 1 to 417 code for a protein of 138 amino acids. The record is from RefSeq and is a predicted model, not a curated record. NCBI's taxonomy places the organism in Eukaryota, Metazoa, Chordata, Actinopteri, Perciformes, Serranidae. The transcript has 3 exons.
AUGUCUCGACAGGUGGUCCAGGUCCAGCCGGUGAGCAGGGUUCAGGAGCCAGGGCAGUGGAGUACUGGCCUGUGUGAGUGCUAUAAAGACAUGGGAGACUGCUGCUUUGCCCUGUGCUGCCUCCCAGUGUUUACAUGUAAGGUGACCAGUGCAGUGGGUGCCUGUCCCUGCCUGCCUCUGCUGGACUGUAUCGGCUGCGUAUCACCGGCCUCUCUCGCCAUGAGGGCUUCCGUCAGAGAACGAUACGGUAUACAGGGGAGUGUGUGGAGCGACUGCCUGUACGGAUGCUGCUGCUAUCCGCUAUCUUGGCUGCAGAUCUCCAGAGAGCUGAAGAGAAGAGCAGCAUCCCACGCCUCCUCCUCCUCCUCAGCCAGAUACACUGCUCUGACCUCCCUGCAGGGGGCGCACUUGGUCUAG